Mizuhopecten yessoensis (Yesso scallop) is the source of this 1444-nucleotide messenger RNA. RefSeq names its product 15-hydroxyprostaglandin dehydrogenase [NAD(+)]-like. Lineage: Eukaryota; Metazoa; Mollusca; Bivalvia; Pectinida; Pectinidae. The record is from RefSeq and is a predicted model, not a curated record. Gene Ontology annotation, cellular component: cytoplasm. The transcript is spliced from 7 exons. Gene Ontology annotation, molecular function: oxidoreductase activity, acting on the CH-OH group of donors, NAD or NADP as acceptor. Bases 212 to 964 code for a protein of 250 amino acids.
UCCGGUUACAGUUCGUGACGAUUUACCUUUAUCACUAAACGUAUAUAUGCUUGUCUGUACCACUUGAUAAACUUCAGGCGUUACCGUCGAACGCUUUGUAAAUGCUAUACAUGUUGUACAUGUAGGUAAGUCAGCAUACUUUUGAUGUCUUUACAUGUGUAGUUUGUGGAAAACGGUUAGUAUAUCAUAUUAAGGUUUUGGCACGAAUUGAAUGAGAAUGCAAGUUGCUAACAAAGUGGCCUUGAUAACGGGAUCAGGAAAAGGACUCGGCAAGGCCUUUGCGGGGGCGUUACUUGCACGAGGAGCUAGGGUAUGUCUGUCUGACGUUGAUCCAAAGACACUCCAGGCCACUUAUGACGAAUAUGCAUCCCAAUUUGGCAAGGAAAACGUGUGCAGUACCCCAUGUGACGUCACAGUUGAAUCAAACCUAAAAGACGUGUUUGCGGAGGCCAGACAGAAUUUCAAAGGACUGGACAUAGUGGUCAAUAAUGCUGGAAUUGCCGACGAAAGCACGUGGGACAAGAUGGUGGAUAUAAACCUGAAAGGAGUAAUGAGGGGAACUUUGAUGGGAAUGGAUGCCAUGAAAUCGACCAAUGGAGGCAAAGGAGGGAUUAUUAUCAAUAUAGCGUCUAUGGCAGGACUUCUUCCGGUGGGCCACGUCCCAGCAUACACUGCGACGAAACAUGGCGUUGUGGCUUACACGAAAAGUUGGGCUAUCAAUACAGAAACGUUGAACAACAACAUUCGUUUGGUUUGUCUGUGCCCAGCCUACACUGACACUGAUAUCAUCAAGAUGCCAGAGAACGCUGUAUGCGGUAAAAGCCUCGCCAAUGCCUCUUUACAGGAACUUGGCGUCAUGAGCGUUGACACCGUCGUAGCUGCUUUCCUUAAACUUCUGGACGAUAGUGACAACCACGGAAAAGCAUUGUCUGUGAUGAAAGGGAAAGGAAUGCAAUACUUUUAAUAUAAUGGUUACGUGAUAAAAGAUGCAGUUUACUCCCCACUUAUGUCGAUAAUUCAACAGUAUAAUCAGAUGAAUGCUCUCGUCAUGCAUAUACCGUACUACCCUAGAACUUUGAUAGAUCAGAAUUCGAGUGUGCUGAAGAUGUACAAUGAUGUUUUUUCGCUUGUUGCCCAUAUAGAGAAUCAACCAAUCAACACCAUGCCAACACAUCUUGGCCUUUAAUUGCAUCUGUCCUUACAUCCGGUAUGCAAAUAUAAUCCUGGUCAACUGGACGUUUAAAAAUAGCACAGACAAUGAUUGAUGAGUCAAGAUCGCCUGUGGCAGUGACUACUCGGUGAUUAGAGGUCAAUGCAGGAAUCCAUUGAACGGAAAUAACAUUUAUGAUAUGAAAAUAAUUGAUCGCAGGUCUCAAUAUUUAUAUCAACAGACCAACAUUUGGCAUUAUCUAUGUGUAAAUAAAGCAUUAUUUAAAACGUUAAA